This is a messenger RNA of Paramecium pentaurelia, 1435 nucleotides long. Lineage: Eukaryota; Ciliophora; Oligohymenophorea; Peniculida; Parameciidae. The record is from the annotation of a GenBank genome assembly.
GAUGUAGUUAAGGGAAGUAGAUGAAAAUGAUGAAGAAGAAACAUGUUUCCUCUGUUUUACUAUAAGUAAAAAGAAUAAACAAAACAGAAGCUAAUAAACAUAAUCAAAUGACAAAAUGAGUAUGCAGCAUUUAUCCUAUGAUCAUCAUAUUACUGAAUCUGGAAGAUAAAUAAUGCAAGAUUCAAAUUUCAAAGUGGCUGAGUCAGUUUUGAAGAUCUAGGACUAUCCAAAAAAUAAAUUAUUUUUCUUAAGGAAUAAGGCUAGUAAAGAAGAAAUAAUAGCUAAAAUUACUGAAAAGAGAUUUAAUAUUAAUGAUUUGUCUGGCUCUACUAUAGGAUUAGAUUCUCCAAAAUCAGCUAUAUAGGAACAAUUAUCAUAAAUAGAAUACACUCCUGAUCAUGUUGCCAGAUAUAUAGCAAAAAGACUUAAGGAAUUUGUUAUUAUCACUGAUUUAGGUUGUGGAGUUGGAGGUAAUACAGUUUAACUGGCUAAAGAAUGUUAAUAUGUAAUAGGAGUAGAAAUAGAAAGUAAAUUGAUUGAAUUGGCAUAGAAGAAUUGUUAACACAAAAGAGUGAAUGUAGAUUUAAUUAAUGCAGAUAUUUUUACAUUGAAUAACUUAAAAACUGAUGUAAUUUUUGUUAAUCCAAGCUUAAAUACAGAUGUUAAUCAACAUAAAGAUUUAUUAAAAAGCUGCAAUCCUGAUAUAAACAAAAUAUUAUUGAAUCAUUAAAAAAAUACAAAAAACUUUGUUUUUCAAUUACCUCCAUAAAUUGAUAUUUCUUAAUUGCCUUUAUUGCUAAAUAUUAAUUCUUAAUUUGCUUAUUUUAGAUAAAAUUGUCCUUCGUUUUGUAGUAUAGAAAUUGAAUAGAUCAUUCUAAAUCAAUAAAUUGAAUAUAUAGUAGUAUAUUGUGGAGAUGUGUCUGAUGUAUUUAUUGAUAAUCUAAACUUAUUUAGAUUAAAUUAUCAGAGAUAAUUAAAUUUCUAACUAAAUAGUUUCGUAAAGUUUAACGUGAUUUCAAUUCAAUCCAGAAAUAACAUUUAUUUUGGUUAUUUGAAUUGAUAAAUAGAAAUAUUGGAAUUCAAAAUCUUACUUAUAGAACAGUAGAAGCAAUAAAGUAAAAAAAAUCAAUAGAAAAUUUUUGUAAAUUUAUUUAACAAUAAUUUUAAAUUCAUUAAGAUCUUUACUAAACCUAUAUUAAUCAGUAAGUUUUUAUAUAACUUAAGCGAUAAAAAUGAAAAAGAUGAUAUAUAUUCUGCAUCAAAAUAGGAUAUUGAUCAAUAAGAUAUAGAUAAUAUGAGUCCUAGUAAUUUCUCAUAUAAAUAAAUUGAAGUUGCUCAUAUGAACUAUUCCUAUACUAAUGAAAAUGUGUUUGAAGUAUUUGAGGAUGAAGAAAUUGAAGGUCAUAAUUCAUUUGUAAUGAAUGUUAAACAUUGA